This is a messenger RNA of Plutella xylostella (diamondback moth), 1224 nucleotides long. RefSeq lists its product as uncharacterized. Gene Ontology annotation, molecular function: N-acetyltransferase activity. The record is from RefSeq and is a predicted model, not a curated record. NCBI's taxonomy places the organism in Eukaryota, Metazoa, Arthropoda, Insecta, Lepidoptera, Plutellidae.
UGACAUUCAUCACAGAGUACGUAAUAAACAUUUAUUUUGAUUUGGGACAUCAAUUUUACAAAAUAAUAAAGGCUAUUUGUGGUUUCCGAUAUUACGACAGCAAUUUUAAAUCAAAUUACACCGUAGGAAACCACGGAACGAUGAAUAAAAUUCAACAUUAACGCAUUACUCAUUCUCAGUGUUGUUCGACAUAUGUGCCAACUUUUCCAAUAUGUAGACGAAUAUACCGGGAAGUAUUCGUAAACAAAUUUAAUUAAUUGAGAUCGAGUUGUGAAAUUCCUUUGGCUGUUUCCUCCAUUCUCAGGAGUUUCGUCUGAGCUGCAUAACCAGCCAUGGCGACGACAGCAGAAGGCGAGAUUCAGAAGCUGAAAGCCUUAGAGGACCGCAUCAAGGCUCCUUGUGUGUGGGGCCGCGCGCCCUGCGGUCUCAGGUUCGAGGACUUACAGGACCGGAGGUACGACGACGCCGUCAAACUGCUGAAGAAAGAGUUCCUGAAUGAAGAGGUGACGUACAGAUCAGUGAACAUCACGGACCCGGCCAACCUCGAGGCUUUGGAGGAGUUCGUGCACAACGCGCGCGUGUGGAUGCGGGACAAGGUAUCGCUGGCCGCGGUCAAGGAGAAGGACGACACACUGGCUGGAGUACUGCUCAUGAGGAUACAGGAGAAAGCAUCCUUCUCCCGAACCUUCAGCCGAGUCAAGAUGACCUACGACCCCAUCUACACCUCCGUCAUGACAUUCUACAACGAGGUAGAGCGUCCCGUGGACCUGUUUGAUAAGCUCCAGGUGCGCAGGUACUCCAAGGUGUAUGUGCUCGCGCUGAAGAACCGCUACCGGCAUCGGGGCAUAGGCAAGUUGAUGCUCAAAGCGGCGAUCGAACUAACCAAGAGCGCGGGGGUUCCCGCCGCGGCCGGCAUCUUCACCACGGGCCGCGGCCAGGCCAUAGCGGACCAACUCGGCUUCCAGAAGUUUAAUGAAGUCUAUUAUUCACGAUAUUUGGUUGAUGAUAAGAUCGUAUUCGCGGACACUGGAGUGGGAAACUACAGUGCUGCUCUCAUGGCCUACCGAAUACCCGAAGUGGAAGAAGCUGAGGAACUGAUGAGGGGUAUGUCCUCUCGGUACACGGUUCAAGGUGAAGAGAAUGCUGAGGAGGAGGGUGGUGAUGGUGAAAGUAUUAAAGAUGAUGGUGGUGGUGAUGGAAGUAAAGUUAUACAGUGAUCAUUGU